This is a messenger RNA of Sycon ciliatum, 1493 nucleotides long. Its product is annotated as cytosolic Fe-S cluster assembly factor NUBP2 homolog. The transcript has 10 exons. Gene Ontology annotation, biological process: iron-sulfur cluster assembly. Gene Ontology annotation, molecular function: ATP binding; ATP-dependent FeS chaperone activity; iron-sulfur cluster binding. The record is from RefSeq and is a predicted model, not a curated record. Gene Ontology annotation, cellular component: cytosol. Bases 160 to 1143 code for a protein of 327 amino acids. NCBI's taxonomy places the organism in Eukaryota, Metazoa, Porifera, Calcarea, Leucosolenida, Sycettidae.
GGAAAAAAUCAGAAGUAAAGUGACCCUGCUGAGCAUCUGAGCUGAAGCUCUUGAUCUGUACCCUGCCUUUCUCCUCUAACCAGCGAGGUGUUUUGUUGGUCACCGCUCCUACUUUCCCAGGAUAUUGAGUUGUGGCAGUACAGGGUUUUCACUAGCGAAAUGGAGGCUUCACAGGGGACUGAUGCCAGCAUGGAAGAAAAUAGGACUGCUUCCAAGGGCGACACCACCACUGCCCAGGCUGUUGGCUGCCCUUCAGAUACAGGUAUGGCUGGAAGGGCAGAGGUGUGUCAAGGAUGUCCUGGAAGAGAGUUGUGCUCUCGUCUAGUUGGCAGUGCUGAUCCCGACCAGCCGGCCAUAGACAUUCGUAUGAAUGCAUGCCGGCGGAAGAUCAUGGUCGUAUCCGGCAAAGGUGGUGUUGGCAAGUCGAGCGUAGCAGUCAACCUUGCCAUAUCGCUAGCAGCAAAGGGGCUGAAGGUUGGCCUCUGUGAUCUGGACAUCUGUGGACCCAGCAUCCCAACCAUGCUCAAAGUUCAGGAUCAAAGUGUUGUCAACACCCAGUAUGGCUGGACUCCGCUCAAGUCGCCUCAUGGUGGCAUCAAAGUAAUGUCAAUUGGGCUGCUUCUGGACAACAGCUCAUCAGCGGUUGUCUGGAGAGGUCCUAGGAAGUCUGAGAUUAUAAAGCGGUUCUUGAAGGAUACCUUCUGGGGGCGCUUGGAUUACCUACUAUUCGACACACCACCAGGAACAUCCGAUGAACAUCUCACUGUCGUUUCGGCACUCAAGUCUGUGCAUCUCGAUGGUGCCAUUGUGGUAGGAACGCCUCAGCGCAUGGCACUUGACACUGUGCGCAAGGAGGUGACGUUCUGUCGCAAGAUGGGCGUCCGCGUGCUGGGCUUGGUCGAGAACCUCAGUGGAUUUGCGUGUCCAUGCUGUGAGGAGGUGACAGCACUGUUCGGCAGCGGUGGUGUGCAUCGACUGGCCGAGGAAACGGCAAUACCGAUGCUGGCCACGAUUCCUAUAGACACGCGGCUUUCUUCAUGUGAGGAAGAUGGGUCUAGCAUUCAGCAGGAACAUCCAACAUGCGGCGCAGCAGUUGCAUUUGAUUCUCUACGCAAGUGCGUACAGGACAUUGUUGAAACUUGACACUCGAUGUCUACUACUACAUGUACAAACUACUUCGUAGCCAAGCCAAGCCCUGCUCUGCCAUGUCACCAGCCACCAACGGCAACGGCCACACAUCAGUGCGUGUCUGGCCCAUUCCUGCUAUUGCAAGACGUGAUACUUGAAGUACAACACCAGCCACAUGAACGUGGACGGCUCUACAGUCUCCACACACACAAACAAGCACGACGUAACGUGCAGUGCACUGCAGUACACGAAUGUCCUUUCUUUCCUAGGCUUGAAUCUCUGUCUGGUGAAGACACUCUUCGCUGAAGACUGCAUUAAUGUUGCCAUUGAAUUCAGAUGAGAAAAUAUGUUGUGAUGAAGAAUAA